Styela clava is the source of this 644-nucleotide messenger RNA. RefSeq names its product cystatin-A-like. NCBI's taxonomy places the organism in Eukaryota, Metazoa, Chordata, Ascidiacea, Stolidobranchia, Styelidae. Gene Ontology annotation, cellular component: cytosol. The record is from RefSeq and is a predicted model, not a curated record. Gene Ontology annotation, molecular function: cysteine-type endopeptidase inhibitor activity.
AAAUAAUAAGUAUCAAUUUCUUCAAAGGAUUAUUUUUUAAACGAAACAGGUUAAAAUGAGUCAACUCGUUACUUUAUUUCUAAUUUCUGUGAUAUGUGCAACGGUCGCAGAAUGUCAAGUAGGCCUGCUACCUGUGCCUGGUGGAUUAUCGAAAAGAAGAAGGGUAAAGCCAGGCGAUGAAAUCAUGACGAUUGCCAAAGACCUUAAAGAGGAAACAGAGAAAAUGACUGGUGAAACAUACCCAAAGUUUGUACCCAAGUCUUACAAAACCCAAGUCGUCAGUGGAUAUAUGUAUUACGUCAAGGUAAGAGUCGGAAGAGGAAAAGAUAAAUUCAUCCAUAUCAAAAUUCAUCACCAACCAUGGAUUCGGGGACCGCAGUUAGCAGAUGUUGAAGAAGGCCAAACCAACGAAUCUCCCAUUGAGUCUUUCUAAUAUUCUUCAGUCUUAAUUGAAAUUAUUAUUGGCUAUCAUAUCAAAAUUAUUAGUAUAUCAAAGACUAAUUAAUUUUACAUGAAUAAUUAUUAUAAUUUGUCACCUUAUUUUUCUUACAACUGAUAGUAUUAUAUCACUCAUGCUCAAAUAUCAUGAUAGCGUCUUGAAGAAAACUUUUAAUUAUACCAGAAUAAACUUAUUACGUGUUCAA